AUGAUUGACGUGGGUGGACAACGCUCAGAGCGCAGAAAAUGGAUUCAUUGCUUUGAAGAUGUCGAUUGUCUGAUUUUAGUAGCCGCUGGCUGUGAUCAAUGUCUGGUCGAAGACCACAAUGCGCAACCCGUCAUCAUAUUCUUUAACAAAUUUGAUUUGUUCAGGGACAAGCUCGCUGUUUCACCAAUAUCUGCCCAUCUUCCCGACAUCAACUGCUCAGAAACAGAUAGCAUUUCCGCUGCGCAUUAUUUUGUUCGCUGUCUCCAAGAACUCAACAAAACACGGGAUUGGCUGGUUUACGAACAUCACACAAAUGCUACUGACACUGGGCCGUUGAAGACAACGAUGAAUUCAGUACACGAUAUUGUUGUGAAGAAAAACCUCCGGUCCCAGGGCCUCCUUCUAUGA
This is a messenger RNA of Penicillium angulare, 408 nucleotides long. RefSeq lists its product as uncharacterized. The record is from RefSeq and is a predicted model, not a curated record. Bases 1 to 408 code for a protein of 135 amino acids. Lineage: Eukaryota; Fungi; Ascomycota; Eurotiomycetes; Eurotiales; Aspergillaceae. Gene Ontology annotation, biological process: G protein-coupled receptor signaling pathway. Gene Ontology annotation, cellular component: heterotrimeric G-protein complex. The transcript is spliced from 2 exons. Gene Ontology annotation, molecular function: G-protein beta/gamma-subunit complex binding; G protein-coupled receptor binding; GTPase activity.